GAUCACUGUGCAGUCAGCCUUAAACACCAGAUUGCACACCCCCAGCUUUCUUCACAUUAAUUUAAAAAUCUUAUAGCAAAAUUCUCAUAAAGUAUAUGCAAUUUCAUUUAUUUUUAGUCACAAAUCAGCAUCUUCAAAAUGAUGAGGAUUUUGACAGCUUGCAAAGUGGUGAAGACCCUGAAGACAAGUUUUGGCUUAAACAGUGUGACUGCACACCAUCCAUGGAAAUUUUCAAGACCUGGCAUCAGGCUCCUUUCUGUCAAGGCACAGACAGCGCACAUUGUCCUGGAAGAUGGAACUAAGAUGAAAGGUUACUCCUUUGGCCAUCCAUCCUCUGUUGCUGGUGAAGUGGUUUUUAAUACUGGCCUAGCAGGGUACCCGGAAGCUCUUACUGACCCUGCUUACAAGGGACAGAUUCUCACCAUGGCCAACCCUAUUGUUGGGAAUGGUGGAGCCCCUGACACUACUGCACUGGAUGAACUGGGACUUAGCAAAUAUUUGGAGUCCGAUGGAAUUAAGGUUGCAGGUUUGCUGGUACUGAAUUAUAGUGAUGACUACCACCACUGGCUGGCUGCCAAGAGUCUAGGGCAAUGGCUACAGGAAGAAAAGGUCCCUGCAAUUUAUGGAGUGGAUACAAGAAUGCUGACUAAAAUAAUUCGAGAUAAGGGUACCAUGCUUGGGAAGAUUGAAUUUGAAGGUCAGUCUGUGGACUUUGUGGAUCCAAAUAAGCAGAAUUUGAUUGCUGAGGUUUCAACCAAGGAUGUCAAGGUGUAUGGCAAAGGAAAUCCCACGAAAGUGGUAGCUGUAGACUGUGGGAUAAAAAACAAUGUAAUCCGCUUACUAGUAAAGCGAGGAGCGGAAGUGCAUGUAGUGCCCUGGAAUCAUGAUUUCACCAAGAUGGAGUAUGAUGGGCUUUUAAUUGCUGGUGGACCUGGGAACCCAGCUCUUGCACAACCACUAAUUCAGAAUGUCAAAAAGAUCUUGGAGAGCGAUCGCAAGGAACCAUUGUUUGGAAUCAGUACAGGAAAUUUAAUAACAGGAUUGGCGGCUGGUGCCCAAGUCUACAAAAUGUCUAUGGCCAACAGAGGGCAGAAUCAGCCUGUUUUGAAUAUCACAAACAGACAGGCUUUCAUUACUGCUCAGAAUCAUGGCUAUGCCCUGGACAGCACUCUUCCUGCUGGUUGGAAACCACUUUUUGUGAAUGUCAAUGAUCAAACAAAUGAGGGGAUUAUGCAUGAGAGCAAACCCUUCUUUGGUGUGCAGUUCCACCCAGAAGUCAGCCCAGGGCCAACAGACACUGAGUACCUGUUUGAUUCCUUUUUCUCACUGAUAAAGAAGGAGAAAGGUACCACAAUUACAUCAGUUCUACCGAAGCCGGCCCUAGUAGCAUCUCGAGUUGAGGUUUCCAAAGUCCUUAUCCUAGGAUCCGGAGGUCUGUCCAUUGGUCAGGCAGGUGAAUUUGAUUACUCGGGAUCGCAAGCUGUAAAAGCCAUGAAGGAAGAAAACGUCAAAACUGUCCUGAUGAACCCAAACAUUGCAUCGGUGCAAACCAAUGAAGUGGGCUUAAAGCAAGCAGAUACUGUCUACUUCCUCCCCAUCACCCCUCAGUUUGUCACAGAGGUUAUCAAGGCAGAACGGCCAGAUGGAUUAAUUCUAGGCAUGGGUGGCCAGACAGCUCUGAACUGUGGAGUGGAACUAUUUAAGAGAGGUGUGCUCAAGGAAUAUGGUGUGAAAGUCCUGGGAACCUCAGUUGAAUCCAUUAUGGCCACAGAAGAUAGACAGCUGUUCUCAGACAAACUAAAUGAGAUUAAUGAAAAGAUUGCUCCAAGCUUUGCAGUGGAAUCGAUUGAGGAUGCACUGAAGGCGGCAGACACCAUUGGCUACCCGGUGAUGAUCCGUUCUGCCUAUGCCCUGGGUGGGUUAGGCUCAGGCAUCUGUCCUAAUAGGGAGACCUUACUGGACCUCAGCACAAAGGCCUUUGCUAUGACCAACCAGAUUCUGGUGGAGAGGUCAGUGACAGGUUGGAAAGAAAUAGAAUAUGAAGUGGUCCGAGAUGCUGAUGACAACUGUGUCACUGUCUGUAACAUGGAAAAUGUUGAUGCCAUGGGCGUUCAUACAGGUGAUUCAGUUGUUGUGGCCCCUGCCCAGACGCUCUCCAAUGCGGAGUUUCAGUUGUUGAGACGUGUUUCAAUCAAUGUCGUUCGCCACUUGGGCAUCGUGGGUGAAUGCAACAUUCAGUUUGCCCUUCAUCCUACCUCAAUGGAAUACUGCAUCAUUGAAGUGAAUGCCAGACUGUCCCGAAGCUCUGCCCUGGCCUCAAAAGCUACUGGCUACCCAUUGGCAUUCAUUGCUGCAAAGAUUGCCCUAGGAAUUCCACUUCCAGAAAUCAAGAACGUUGUAUCAGGGAAAACGUCAGCCUGCUUUGAACCGAGCCUGGAUUACAUGGUUACCAAGAUUCCUCGCUGGGAUCUUGAUCGUUUUCAUGGCACUUCUAGCCGAAUUGGUAGCUCUAUGAAAAGUGUAGGAGAGGUCAUGGCUAUUGGUCGCACCUUUGAGGAGAGUUUCCAGAAGGCUUUACGGAUGUGCCACCCUUCUAUAGCUGGUUUUACUUCCAGUCUCCCAAUGAACAAAGAGUGGCCAUCCAACAUUGAUCUCAGAAGAGAGCUGGCUGAACCAUCCAGCACCCGCAUCUAUGCCAUCGCCAAGGCCUUGGAAGACAAUGUGUCCCUGGAUGAGAUUAUGAAGCUCACAUCCAUUGACAAGUGGUUUUUGUAUAAGAUGCGUGACAUUUUAAGCAUGGAAAAGACACUAAAAGGGCUCAACAGUGAGUCCAUUACAGAAGAAACCCUGAAAAAGGCAAAGGAGAUUGGGUUCUCAGACAAGCAGAUUUCAAAAUGCCUCGGGCUGACUGAGGCGCAGACAAGGGAGCUGAGGUUAAAGAAAAACAUUCAUCCUUGGGUUAAACAGAUUGAUACACUGGCUGCAGAAUACCCAUCAGUAACAAACUACCUCUAUGUUACCUACAAUGGUCAGGAGCAUGAUAUCAAUUUUGAUGAACAUGGAAUGAUGGUACUGGGCUGUGGUCCAUAUCACAUUGGCAGCAGCGUGGAAUUUGAUUGGUGCGCUGUCUCCAGUAUCCGCACUCUGCGUCAGCUUGGCAAGAAGACAGUGGUGGUGAACUGUAACCCCGAGACCGUGAGCACAGACUUUGAUGAGUGUGACAAACUGUACUUUGAAGAGUUGUCUUUGGAGAGAAUCCUAGACAUCUACCAUCAGGAGGCAUGUGGUGGCUGUAUCAUAUCAGUCGGGGGCCAGAUUCCAAACAACCUGGCAGUCCCCCUGUACAAGAACGGUGUCAAGAUCAUGGGCACGAGCCCUCUGCAGAUCGACAGGGCUGAGGAUCGCUCCAUCUUCUCAGCUGUCUUGGAUGAGCUGAAGGUGUCUCAGGCACCAUGGAAAGCUGUUAACACUUUGAAUGAGGCAUUGGAAUUUGCGAAGUCAGUGGGCUACCCCUGCUUGUUGAGACCUUCCUAUGUUUUGAGUGGGUCUGCCAUGAAUGUGGUAUUCUCCGAGGAUGAGAUGAAAAAAUUCCUAGAGGAGGCCACUAGAGUCUCUCAGGAACACCCAGUGGUGCUGACAAAAUUUAUUGAGGGGGCCCGAGAAGUGGAAAUGGAUGCUGUUGGCAGAGAUGGAAGAGUCAUCUCCCAUGCCAUCUCUGAACACGUGGAAGAUGCAGGCGUCCACUCAGGAGAUGCUACUCUGAUGCUGCCCACACAAACCAUCAGCCAAGGAGCCAUUGAAAAGGUGAAGGAUGCUACCUGGAAGAUAGCAAAGGCUUUUGCCAUCUCUGGCCCGUUCAACGUCCAGUUUCUUGUCAAAGGAAAUGAGGUCUUGGUGAUUGAGUGUAACCUGAGAGCUUCUCGAUCCUUCCCCUUUGUUUCCAAGACCCUUGGGGUAGACUUCAUUGAUGUGGCCACCAAGGUGAUGAUUGGAGAGAACAUUGAUGAGAAACUCCUUCCGACAUUGGAGCAUCCUAUAAUUCCUGCUGACUAUGUUGCAAUUAAGGCUCCAAUGUUUUCUUGGCCCCGGUUGAGAGACGCUGACCCCAUUCUGCGUUGUGAGAUGGCUUCUACUGGAGAGGUGGCUUGCUUUGGUGAAGGUAUUCAUACCGCUUUCCUAAAGGCAAUGCUUUCCACAGGAUUUAAGAUACCCCAGAAGGGCAUCCUGAUUGGAAUUCAGCAGCCAACACAAAUAAGUGAAUAAACAACUAAAAAAAAAAAGGAAGAAAGAAAAGAAAAAAAUCUCUAGUGAAGUGAUACUUAUCCUGAACAGGAUUUAGGGUAACUUCAAAAGGAUUCUAUUCUACUCUUUGGUUACACCUUUUCUAUAUUUUUAUUCUUAGUUCUACCUCCUUAGCCUCUGAACCUAGGCUUUCCAUAAGGUUGGGUCUCAACUCUUUUUCUGAGUCUGUAUCUAUGUCUGUGUCUAGUUCUUUCUCUUGACUUUCUCCUUUGCCAGCUCAUUCAUGUCUGUGGUAUCCACUCUCCAUCUAAAAAUAUCAACUUUAAAUCUUUAUCCUCAGCCAUCCCGUUUCCAACAAUUUGCUGGAUACCUCUAUCUGGAUGUCUCAAACACAGCACAUCCCAAACUGAAGUCAGUAUUAUCCCCUCCUGACCUCUGUUCCUUCCUUCCUUACAUUCAUUCAUUCACAUUUCAAUUUCUACUAAAUGUCAAAGAUUCAAAGUUGAAGAAGACAUGGGCAUUAUUUGAGAAAUUUUCUUAGCCUGACACUCCAAGACGAAUUGAAAGUUCUUAAAGGGCAGUGACUUCAUGGGCUUAAGAAAGUCAGCACAUCCCACAGUGUACUGUGGAAGUUCUUGAAAUAUUGUUACUUAGUAAACCUUCUAAGUCAAAGCAGGGUGAAGUAAUUAUACGUGAAUAUCUUCAUACAGUGAGAAGGACAUUAUUGGUUUACUGUUGCAAGUCAAAUGUAAAUCUUAGGGCAAAAUGGGAGCCAGGAAACUCUUAUUACUCCUUGGAAUAUUAUUACAAGAGUGUACAAACUGUUUGUUUAUAAAUUUCCUGAAAAAUACUAGAUGUUUCCCAACUGAUCAUUCACUUUCAUUUGAGGUUAGUAAUUCUUGGAGCCUAUAAUAACAAUAGAUGGUUUUAUAUAUCACCCCUGCCAUACUUUUAAUAAUUUCAAAUCCUGCAUGGUUACAUACAAAUCAAUAAAAAUAAAAUUAGAAUAAUACCAGGUAUUUUCAAAUCAGUGGGUAAUUAUUAGAGAUGCUGUCGCAUUAGAGUGCCUUAAUAUCAGCAAAUUAGUCUCUGGAGACUGGAUGGGUAGCGGCUUUGGAGAAGUUUCUGCAAAGACUAAAUUGGGAUUUUGCUUCAUAAAGGUGCCAGAAGGGCGAUGGUGAACAGUUAGAACAGAAGCUAACAAGAUGAAUUGCAAUUGCGAAGCUUAAUGGCAGUUCAGAGACACAUCACACCAUAUGAGAGACUCAUCACAUUAUAAUGGGUAUUAAGUAUUAUUAAGUCACAAGUAUAAGAGUAUUUCUCCAACUUCUAGUUAUGGCUUAAAGUUUAAUGUGAGACCUGGGGGCAUCCAGAGGAGACCAUGCCCUUAGUCCCCGUCCUCACAACUAAUCAGAAUAGUGCUAACAUUUUAAAAUACCACUUUAAGAAGGCAGUGAUGUAUAAAAUAGUGCCUUGUUUGGUUCCAGUGCUGCAGGGAAAUGUAAAGCAAAAAUUAAUUUGAUCCCCAUGAAGUACUAGUGUGAUUUUGGCAUCAGUGAACAGAAUUUUUGCUUUGUAGGGAAAAAAGGGGGUUUGUAGGGGAAAAAAAAGUUUUCUUAAAGCAAUGAGGUUUUGUCCAUUUAAGUUUUACCUUUCAGUGUAUUCUUUUUUAAAGAAAUCAGUGUUCCAGCAGCUACAUGAAUUUUUGCAAAGAACUUUCUCC
This is a messenger RNA of Delphinapterus leucas (beluga whale), 5965 nucleotides long. The record is from RefSeq and is a predicted model, not a curated record. NCBI's taxonomy places the organism in Eukaryota, Metazoa, Chordata, Mammalia, Artiodactyla, Monodontidae.